Molecule: messenger RNA, 3979 nt
Organism: Sinocyclocheilus grahami
Lineage: Eukaryota; Metazoa; Chordata; Actinopteri; Cypriniformes; Cyprinidae
Gene: wdr35
Product: WD repeat domain 35
Exons: 29
Coding region: 220-3831 (1203 amino acids)
Biological process (GO): protein localization to cilium; intraciliary retrograde transport; non-motile cilium assembly
Cellular component (GO): non-motile cilium; intraciliary transport particle A
Molecular function (GO): protein binding
Source: RefSeq, a predicted model, not a curated record
CCAAGCAAACCGUUUUACAGCAGCGUACAUGUAUGGGACGUACACCGAAAAUUCAAGUGCCUUGAAGAACGGAUUUAUUAAACAUUUCAUUUAAAAGAAGACAACGCUGAAAUCCAAAAAAGUCAUCGGGACUAAAAAACUUUUAGCACCCCCCCUAAAAACCGAGAGAAAAUUGGUUCAUAACGCUGAGGCAGGCUAGCAAGCUAAGCUAAAGCAAAGAUGUUUAUUUAUCUCAGUAAGAAGAUUGCGAUUCCAAACAAUACCGUUUUAAAGUGUGUGUCUUGGAAUAAAGACCAAGGUUUCAUCGCCUGUGGAGGAGAGGAUGGGCUUUUAAAAGUUCUCAAACUUGAGACUUAUACAGAUGAUGCCAAACUGAAAGGCUUGGCAGCGCCCAGCAACCUCUCUAUGAAUCAGACACUGGAAGGACACAGUGGUGCAGUGCAGGUUGUGACUUGGAAUGAACAAUACCAGAAACUGACCACCAGUGACCAGAAUGGGCUCAUUAUUGUCUGGAUGCUUUACAAAGGUUCAUGGUAUGAAGAAAUGAUUAAUAACAGGAAUAAGUCUGUGGUGAGGAGCAUGAGCUGGAAUGCUGAUGGUCUGAAGAUCUGUAUUGUGUACGAGGACGGUGCUGUGAUUGUGGGCUCGGUGGAUGGGAACAGGAUCUGGGGUAAAGAACUUAAGGGGACCCAGCUGGCACAUGUGGCCUGGUCUCCAGACAGUAAGAUCCUGCUGUUUGGGAUGGCCAAUGGAGAGAUCCACAUCUACGACAACCAGGGAAACUUCAUUAUGAAGAUGACCAUGAGUGGUUUGGCGAAUGCAGCAGGUUCCCUCAGUAUAUCAGGUAUUCACUGGUACCCUGGAACAGAGGGAUAUCUGGAACCAGACUGCCCCUGCCUAGCUGUUUGCUUCACUAACGGGCACUGCCAAGUGAUGAGGCACGAGAGUGAUGACAGUCCUGUGAUCAUCGAGACGGGUAUGUGGCAUGUGGCCAGUAUCCAAUGGAAUCACUGUGGCAGUGUUCUAGCUAUAGCAGGAUCACUCAGAAACAGCGGAGCAGAGAAAGACGUAAAUGUUGUUCAAUUCUACACACCGUUUGGAGAGCACUUGCGGACUCUGAAGGUUCCGGGCAAGCAGAUGACUGCUGUAUCAUGGGAAGGUGGAGGACUCCGAAUUGGCCUAGCUGUAGACUCUUACAUUUAUUUUGCUAACAUUCGGCCAGAUUACAAGUGGGGUUACUGCAGUAACACAGUGGUGUAUGCAUACACACGGCCUGAUAGGCUGGAGUACAGUGUGGUGUUCUGGGACACUAAGAAUAAUGAGAAGUUUGUAAAAUAUGUCAAGAGUCUCAUGUCCAUCACCACCUGUGGAGAUUUUUGCAUUUUGGCCACCAAAGCAGACGACACACAUCCACAGGAGGACACUGACACUGAGGCUGGAUCAGCUAUGGCAUUUAAUGAGCUGUCCAAUCAAAACACCUCAAAGGAUCGGUCUAAGAGGAGAAAGUAUGCUCUGGUGUUGUGUAACUCCAUUGGAACCCCACAGGAUUCUAAAUAUAUUGACAUCGAGCCCCUGUUUGUCACUAUGACGAAGACUCACGUGAUUGCUGCAUCUAAGGAAGCGUUUUAUGUUUGGCAGUAUCGUGUGGCCAAGAAACUCACUGCUCUUGAAAUCAACCAGGUCGCCAAGACAAGAAAGGAAGGUCGAGAGAGGGUUUAUCACAUCGAUGACAGUCCAAGCGGAACAUCAGAUGGGACACUGAACUUUGCCAAAGCCUUCACAGCCACCAGAGAUCAGAUCUGCUGCAUUACAGCAUCAGACAGAAUGCUUAUAGUGGGCCGUGAGUCUGGUAUCCUACAGAGAUACAGCCUGCCCAACAUCACCCUCCUGCAGAAAUAUUCCCUUACCUCCAGACCGUAUCAGCUGUCCCUCAAUUGUAACUCCAGCCGACUGGCUAUUAUAGACAUUACGGGCGUGUUGACGUUUUUGGACGUAGAGACACGGGCUUCGUCAGGGGAUGCAGAGGGCGGUUCCACAGCUGGAGACCCAUCUAAAUUUGAGCGCAAGGAUGUCUGGGAUAUGAAAUGGGCUAAUGACAACCCAGAUCUGUUCUCCAUGAUGGAGAAAACCAGAAUGUAUGUCUUUAGAAACCUGGACCCUGAGGAACCAAUUCAAACGUCUGGCUUCAUCUGCCACUUUGAGGAUCUGGAGAUCAAAUCUGUUCUUUUGGAUGAGAUUAUGAGGGAUCCAGAGGUUCCCAAUAAAGAUUAUUUAAUAAACUUCGAGAUCCGCUCGCUGAGGGACAGCAGGGCACUUAUUGAGAAGGUUGGAAUUGAAGAUGCUUCUCAGUUUAUUGAGGACAAUCCCCAUCCGCGUCUCUGGCGUCUGUUGGCAGAAGCAGCGCUGCAGAAGCUGGAUUUGAAGAUGGCUGAACAGGCGUUUGUGCGCUGUAGAGACUACCAGGGCAUUGAAUUUGUGAAGAGACUGAGCAAUCUACAAAGUGAAGCCAUGAAACAAGCCGAGGUAGCUGCUUACUUCAGCAGGUUUGAGGAGGCAGAGAGGAUGUACCUGGACAUGGACCGCAGGGAUUUGGCGAUAGGUUUGCGUAUAAAGCUCGGUGAUUGGUUCAGGGUUCUGCAGUUGUUGAAGACCGGAUCAGGUGACUCUGAUGAUGCUCUUCUGGAGCAGGCCUACAACGCCAUUGGAGACUAUUUUGCAGACAGACAGAAAUGGUUGAAUGCAGUGCAGUAUUACCUUCAGGGUCGUAAUCAGGAGCGUCUGGCUGAAUGUUAUUAUAUGCUGGAGGACUACGAUGGUCUGGAGAGACUUGCAAACUCUCUACCAGAAAACCAUAAACUGCUACCAGACAUUGGUCAGAUGUUUGUUACCGUGGGAAUGUGUGAGCAGGCCGUCAGUGCAUUUCUGAAAUGUAACCAGCCCAAAGCAGCUGUGGAUGCCUGUGUGCAUCUAAACCAGUGGAACAAAGCUGUUGAACUUGCCAAAGACCACAGUAUGAAGGAAAUUGGGCCUCUGCUGUCCAAAUACGCCUCGCAUCUGCUGGAGAAAAACAAAACUCUAGAGGCUGUAGAGCUCUACAGAAAAGCCCAUCACUUCCUGGAUGCUGCCAAGCUCAUGUUUAAGAUCGCAGAAGAAGAGGCAAAAAAGAGAACACGACCACUGCGAGUGAAGAAGUUGUAUGUGCUUGCUGCCCUGCUGGUGGAGAACUUCCACACCCAGAUCAAAAGUUCACAGCAAAGCAAAAUCAAGGGCAAGAAAUCAGAGGCUACCAGUGCAUUAGCAGGGUUGUUAGAGGAAGAUGAGUCGUCUUCAGACAGCCGUAUCCUGGAUGACGCCUGGCGUGGGGCAGAGGCCUAUCAUUUCUUCCUGCUUGCGCAGAGACAGCUAUACGAAGGCAAGGUGGACGCAGCCAUGAGGACAGCUCUCCAUCUCCGUGACUAUGAGGAUAUUAUCCCUGCUGUGGAGAUUUACUCUCUGCUAGCCAUCUGCUCAUCUGCAAACUGUGCGUUUGGUACUUGCUCACGUGCCUUUAUUAAGCUGGAGUCUCUGGAAACACUGACUCCAGAUCAGAGGCAGCUUUAUGAAGACCUGGCCCUGGAGAUCUUCACCAAACACAGCCCUCGAGACACCCGGCAAAGCCAGCGAGACAGUCUCACUGAUGGGCCGGAGGGCAAGUUGCCCACCUGUAUAGUGACAGGAAGAGUGAUAUCGGAGUACCAGUUCUGGAUGUGCAGUGUGUGUAAGCACUGUGCUGUGGAGCAGGAGAUCACACAACACAACUUCUGUCCUCUCUGUCACUCCUCAGUGGGAUAGAUUUUUCCAUCUCUUUCCCAAGCUCAGCUCUUGCUCCAUCAAAUGUCAUUCUUUUCGAUGUACUGUGGGACACAAACUCUGCCACAAGAGUAGAAGGCUUAAAAUAUAUGUAAUUUGGAUGUUUAAACAAAUGAUCAUAUAUAUAUAC